CUCCUCCAGACCGCAUUCGCCCGACCCCCGACCCCCGACCCCCGACCCGGGCUGGCACUCGCUCCUCGGCCCUCGCGCGUCCGCGGCGCCCAGCCUGGUUGGGGGCGGGGUGGGGGGAGGCGGGGCACCGAGGUCAGACUCGGGGGCGCGCCGGACCUGGGCGGGGUCCGGGAGCUCGGCGGCGGGGAGCGCAGUGGCCCCUCCGCGCCUGCAGGCGGCGCUGCGGCGAGGAGGCGGGCCGGCACGCGGCGGAAGGAAAGGCGCCCGGGCCCGGGAUCGGCAGCAUCCGGAUCCGCACCAUGGCGGCCGCCCCAGCCCUGCCGCGGCUUCUUGGCGCUGGUGUCUGGCUCCGGCCGCUGCGGCCGCAUCUCAGGACCGCGCCCCCAAGGCCGGCCCGGCCGGGCGGCAGGACGCUGGGAAACGCCGCCGUCCCCGCCGUCAGCCCGCCCGAGGGCAGCAGCGAUCUCCACCACAGCAUUCUCAGUGAGCCCCUCAAGCACGCUGACUUCUUCAACGUCAAGGAGCUGUUUUCUGUGAGAAGUCUCUUCGAUGCGCGGGUGCACCUGGGACACAAAGCCGGCUGCCGGCACAGGUUUAUGGAGCCAUACAUCUUUGGGAGCCGCCUUGACCAGGACAUCAUUGACUUGGACCAGACAGCCACGCAUCUGCAGCUGGCCCUGAAUUUCACAGCCCACGUGGCCUAUCGUAAGGGCAUCAUCUUGUUUGUGGGCCGUAACCGGCAGUUCUCAUACCUGAUUGAGACCACGGCCCGCAGCUGUGGCGAAUAUGCCCACACCCGCUACUUCAAGGGCGGCCUGCUGACCAACGCUCACCUCCUCCUGGGCCCCCUGGUCCGCCUGCCAGACCUCAUCAUCUUCCUGCACACGCUUAACAACGUCUUUGAGCCCCACGUGGCCGUGAGAGACGCAGCCAAGAUGAGCAUCCCCACCGUGGGCAUCGUGGACACCAACUGCAACCCCUGCCUCAUCACGUACCCCAUCCCCGGCAAUGACGACUCGCCCCCCUCCAUCCAGCUCUUCUGCAGGCUCUUCCAGACCACCAUCAACCGUGCCAAGGAGAAGCGGAGGCAGGUCGAGGCCCUCUAUCGACUGCAGGGCCAGGAGGGGGCUAAGGGCCUGGGUGCAGCUGACGCUCCUUCCCCGGGAGCAGAGGCCAGGCCGGCCUCGAGUCAUUCCCCUUGACGCACUCACUCCUCCAGAUAGCAACAGCAGCCAGGGCUGUUCUAGGCUGGGGACCCUGCCCCUCCCUGGCCACGGUCCUUAGAAGGCUAGUCAUUCUGGGCAUUGGGUCCCUGCUACCAGUCAUGGUUCCUGGCAGCCAACUGCCCAGGGCUGCACUUGCCUGUGGGACCCAGCAGGUGCAGAGGCACCCUGUCCAGAAAAGUCCCUUCCGGAAGUGCUUGAUCCCUGGAGUCUGAGCAGCCUCCCUUCUGCCUUGACAUUAGCCUUUUGUAUAUUAGGAAGGUUCUUACACCAGAUUGACUUUUAUUUUAAAGUGUAGUAACCCUAGAUAGGGCUGCUUACCCCACUACAUGGUUUCAGAGGCUGUUUUACAACUUCAGGCUGCAGAGUGAGCCACUCGAAAGGUGAUCCCACCUGGGGUGGAGACGGGCCGGGCAGAGCAGGCGGCACAAUUCCAACAGGAAUAAACAGGUUUGGCCAAACGGCCUGGCCCUUCGGAUCCCA
This is a messenger RNA of Manis javanica (Malayan pangolin), 1706 nucleotides long. It is a transcript of the gene MRPS2, whose product is annotated as mitochondrial ribosomal protein S2. The record is from RefSeq and is a predicted model, not a curated record. Gene Ontology annotation, molecular function: structural constituent of ribosome. Gene Ontology annotation, cellular component: ribosome; mitochondrial small ribosomal subunit. Gene Ontology annotation, biological process: translation. NCBI's taxonomy places the organism in Eukaryota, Metazoa, Chordata, Mammalia, Pholidota, Manidae.